AUGAAGACGACCUGGAAGGAGAUUCAGCCCGUACCAACGAGCCAGGAAUUUAUUGAUAUCGUUCUGUCGCGGACGCAGCGCAGGCUCCCCACUCAGAUAAGAUCAGGCUUCAAAAUCACUCGGAUUCGAAGUUUCUACACUCGAAAGGUCAAAUACACCUCGGAGACCUUUUGCGAGAAAUUCCAAGCCAUACUCGAUGGCUUCCCCCGGCUCCAAGAUAUACACCCCUUCCACAAAGACCUUCUAAACACCCUUUACGAUGCCGACCAUUUCAAGAUUGCUCUAGGACAAGUCGCGACAGCCAAGAGGCUGAUCGAAACAGUAUCGAGAGAUUAUGUCCGACUGCUGAAGUAUGCGCAAUCACUCUUUCAAUGCAAAUCUCUCAAGCGGGCCGCUCUGGGCCGUAUGGCUACAAUUUGCAGAAGACUACGUGAAGCAUUGGUAUACCUGGAGCAAGUACGACAACAUUUGGGACGUCUACCGAGCAUUGAUCCGAACACGAGAACUCUUCUGAUAUGCGGCUAUCCCAAUGUCGGCAAAUCAUCCUUCCUCAAAUCUAUCACAAGAGCAGACGUCGACGUUCAACCCUACGCUUUUACAACAAAGAGCUUGUUUGUUGGACAUUUCGAUUACAAAUACCUGCGCUUCCAAGCGAUUGAUACUCCCGGUAUACUCGACCAUCCGUUAGAAGAAAUGAACACAAUCGAGAUGCAAUCGAUCACUGCGAUUGCACACUUGCGCUCUGCUAUUCUUUAUUUCAUGGAUCUCAGCGAGCAGUGUGGCUACUCUGUUCAGGCACAAAUUCAGCUUUUUCAGUCUAUCAGACCGUUGUUUGCUAACAAACUUGUUUUUAUCGUGAUCAACAAGAUCGAUGUCACCAAACCGGAAGACCUUGAGCCAGAAGUGCAAAAACAACUCCAGGACCUUGUAACAUCAAAUUCGAAUACCGAACUCCUGCAACUAUCCUGCAUCACCUCUGAAGGUAUUCAAGAAGUAAAAAACGCAGCAUGCGAUCGGCUAAUCGCUGAUCGUGUGGCCUCGAAGUUGAAGUCUGCACAAGCAUCACAGCCAGCUGAUGCAUCGACACCAACGGGUCGACUCGGUGAUCUCCUGGCACGAAUCCAUGUCGCUCAGCCACUGGGUGGCAUUGUACGUGAAACCUACAUUCCCGAUGCUGUUAAGAAUGGUGGUUUGAAGAAAUAUGACAAAGACGACCCUGAUCGCCGCAGAUUAGCCCGCGAUAUUGAAGAAGAAAACGGUGGUGCAGGUGUAUACAAUGUCGACCUAAAAGAGAAGUAUGACCUGGAAGACCCAUCUUGGAAUCACGACAAGGUACCCGAGUUCUUCGGAGGCAGAAACGUAGCAGACUUCGUGGAUCCAGACAUCGAGACCAAGCUCACUGAGCUCGAAGCCGAAGAAGAACGGCUAGAAGCGGAAGGAUACUACGACGAAAGCGAUAGCAUGGAAGACGAAGAACAAGCCGACUUGAGAACCAAAGCCGACCUGAUACGGCAGAAGAGAGCCUUGAUGAUGAACGACGCCAAGAUGCGAAAAUCACUCAAAAACCGCGCCGUCAUCCCGCGAGCAAAGAAAGCCCGAACCGUAGCACAAAUGGAGAAACACAUGUCCUCCAUCGGACUCGAUGCCUCUGGCCCCGCAGCUCGGGCACGCGCCCAAAUCCGCAAUGCACCCGCCCACCCAACAACCAACGGUGACAGUGUCGACGCGAUGGACAUCGACACGCCCUCCGCUCGUUUGCGUUCAUUGUCCCGAGCCCCCAAAACGAACCGCCUCACGGACGGACUGCAAAUGAAGGGCCAGACGGGCAUCACGGACCCGGCCAAAAGGGAGAAGACGCAGCGAAUGGCCAAGCUCAGUCAGAGGAAGAUGAACCGCAUGGCCAGACAGGGUGAGGCGGAUCGCCAUACCACCAGCGCGUUGCCGAAGCAUUUGUUUUCGGGCAAGAGGGGGAUUGGGAAGGCGAGUCAUCGGUAG
Messenger RNA from Endocarpon pusillum Z07020, 1995 nucleotides. Its product is annotated as Nucleolar GTP-binding protein 1. Gene Ontology annotation, cellular component: nucleolus. The transcript is spliced from 2 exons. Bases 1 to 1995 code for a protein of 664 amino acids. Gene Ontology annotation, biological process: ribosomal large subunit biogenesis. Lineage: Eukaryota; Fungi; Ascomycota; Eurotiomycetes; Verrucariales; Verrucariaceae. Gene Ontology annotation, molecular function: GTPase activity; RNA binding; GTP binding. The record is from RefSeq and is a predicted model, not a curated record.